Molecule: messenger RNA, 1094 nt
Organism: Cydia fagiglandana
Lineage: Eukaryota; Metazoa; Arthropoda; Insecta; Lepidoptera; Tortricidae
Product: nematocyst expressed protein 3-like
Exons: 3
Coding region: 185-1081 (298 amino acids)
Cellular component (GO): chitin-based extracellular matrix
Molecular function (GO): structural constituent of chitin-based larval cuticle
Source: RefSeq, a predicted model, not a curated record
CACCUCGACGAUUGUGCAAUUUUUCGAAGAACACAUCAGUCAAGUGCUAAGGCUGAAGUAUUUAGCGUACGUUUAGGAACCACCGGAAGGCGGGGGGAGGGUAGUGCAAAUAGAUGAGCCUUACAUAUAGGUGGCGAAGGAGUCUGGAGUAUCAUUCAUCAGUGAGUUAGUGAGUGAGGUAAAAAUGUAUUGUAAAUUGGUUUUUGUGUGUUUGGCGGUGGGCAGCGUCAGGGCUGCGCCUGCGGCGACCGAUGUCGUGCCGCUAGAGAAGCAGCAGCCUACAGUUAUUCCUAUUGUUUCACAGUCGGAAGAGUUAGAAAAUAAUGGAACGUACAAAUUCAGUUACGAAACUGGCAACGGGAUCAAGCGUGAAGAAACUUCGUACGACAAAGUUCUCCCGAAAGCGCAGGGGCGGUCGGCGGGAGAUAGCAAUGAGGGUGGAGAGAGCGAGGAGAGCAACGAGGUGCAUGUGCAGCAGGGAUCCUACUCCUACACCGCGCCUGAUGGCACUGUCAUUAGUGUCAGGUACAUUGCCGAUGAAAAUGGCUUCAGGCCAAUUGGCGAUCACAUUGCCCCAUCAAUUGUAGCCGCGGCCGCAGCAGCCGGUUCUUCAGCUGAAAAAUUAAAUGCGGCUGACAGUGCAAACUCCGCUUCCGCGCCUAAGCCUGCAGCGGCACCCGCACCUAAGGCUGCUGCAGCCCCUGCACCUAAAGCUGCUGCCGCAUCCGCUCCUGAACAAAAGAGCGAGAAACCAGAAGCAGCUGCGUCUGCUCCAGUUGAAGCUUCAACCACUGAAACUGCCAAGACAACAGAGAGUGAAGCAUCUGCUGAAAAUGCCAGCGAAGCCUCGCCUAGCACAACUGAAGCAAGCACUACCAGUACUAGUAGCGAAGCCACAGAUGCUAGUGAAGCAAGCACUACCAGUGCUAGUAGCAAAGCCACAGAUGCUAGUGAAGCAAGCACGCCUGCUGAACCGACAACUAAGUCUGCUGAUGCUACCACCCCAGCUACUUCAGAAGAGCCCUCUUCUACUAGCGCUGAUGCGUCUACCACUGAAGCUGCCUCUACCACUGCUGCCUAAGCCUAUCCAAACA